UUUACAGUGAAUAUGAUAUUUCUUCCAAACUUCUCAAAUCUUAACAUGUUUAAAUCUUGUUUGAAUGUGAUCAUAAAAACAUCCUUCAAAGUGUCCUUUCUAAAUGUUCCUUUCCGACCCAAUUUCCCCCUCCCCUCCAAAAACCAACAGGUGAAACCUCCAACCGUGAUCGGCCAGUUCCACACCCUCUUCUUCGGGUCUGUGAGGAUGUUCUUUCUUGGAGUGCUGGGCUUUGCGGUUUAUGGGAACGAGGCUUUGCAUUUCAGCUGUGACCCAGACAAAAGAGAGAUAAAUCUGUUCUGUUACAAUCAGUUCAGGCCAAUAACUCCCCAAGUAAGUUUCCGGUGUGUGUUCUGGGCAUUACAACUCGUGGUUGUCCUGCUUCCUGGAGCAAUAUUCCACCUUUAUGCUGCAUGUAAAAGCAUCAACCAAGAAUGCAUUCUUCAAAAGCCCAUGUAUACUGUGAUUUACAUCCUCUCUGUCUUGUUAAGAAUCAGCUUGGAGGUGGCAGCAUUUUGGCUUCAGAUUCAUCUCUUUGGCUUCCAGGUGAAACCUCUAUACUUGUGUGAUGCCGAAUCCCUUGGUAAAAAAAUGAACGUUCUAAAAUGCAUGGUUCCAGAACAUUUUGAAAAGACUAUUUUUCUCAUUGCAAUGUACACUUUUACUGUAAUCACCAUGGUAUUAUGUGUUGCUGAGAUUUUUGAGAUAAUAUUUAGAAGGUCGUGUUUCCUCUUUAAACAAUGACAGGGUUGAUUACCUAUUGUCAUGAUAUAGUUCCUAUCAAUCAUUUAUGUUUAGUUUUUUGAUCAAAUACUUCAAUUCCAUAUGUUCUUUAAAUUUUGGUGUGUCCGUAAUUUAUGUAUAUUAGAAAAUAGGAUACCAAGUUUUAAACUAAUUGUUUUUGAGCAAAUAUUUCCUCCUAUUUUUAUUUUACCACUUAUUCUAUGAUAAUGUACACAUAAGACUAAUGAUAACUCAUUUUUUAAAAUAGUAAAUUUUAGGUGUCUCUAAUAUACAACACUUUAGGUUACCACAUUAUUUUGUGACCAGAGAAACUUACCACUGUUAGACACUAGGAAAUUGAUGUUCAGAGACAUUAUGUUAUAUGCAGUAAGUCACACAACCAAACCAGAAUCUGGGUCUUUCCUAUCCACUGAACCAUGUAGCUUUAACUUUGAGGACAUAAUUAUCUUUGCCUUUGUGUAAAAUAUAAUGGUAAACACAAAACAUAAAUUAACUAAAAGUCAUUAUAUAAUUUUAUCACUAACUUAGA
Peromyscus leucopus (white-footed mouse) is the source of this 1273-nucleotide messenger RNA. RefSeq names its product gap junction protein epsilon 1 (gene Gje1). Gene Ontology annotation, cellular component: connexin complex. The transcript has 2 exons. Lineage: Eukaryota; Metazoa; Chordata; Mammalia; Rodentia; Cricetidae. The coding region runs from base 13 to 744 and encodes 243 amino acids. Gene Ontology annotation, biological process: cell communication. The record is from RefSeq and is a predicted model, not a curated record.